Molecule: messenger RNA, 6265 nt
Organism: Siniperca chuatsi (mandarin fish)
Lineage: Eukaryota; Metazoa; Chordata; Actinopteri; Centrarchiformes; Sinipercidae
Gene: dnmt3bb.1
Product: DNA (cytosine-5-)-methyltransferase 3 beta, duplicate b.1
Exons: 22
Coding region: 531-3032 (833 amino acids)
Biological process (GO): negative regulation of transcription by RNA polymerase II
Cellular component (GO): nucleus
Molecular function (GO): DNA binding; DNA (cytosine-5-)-methyltransferase activity, acting on CpG substrates
Source: RefSeq, a predicted model, not a curated record
AGAGAGAGAGAGAGAGAGAGAGAUCUGCAGCAGCAUGCUCCGACAGAGUGAACAACUCAUGCGAGAGGACUAGACCGAGUCCGGAUUCGAGCUUAUGUUCAAGGCUGAUUUUCAACUCUUUUAAAAAAAAAAAAAAAAAACAUUUUCCACAAGUUUGACUCUGCGGACAGCAACGCGGCUCCCGUCCUCGUUUCCCCGCCGUGGAUGAGCGCAAGACGCGUGGAUGGUUAUGUAAGUUUGUCACCGCGGAGGGCGGCUGUGCGGGAUUUACUGCAGACAUUUACCGAGCGGAAUAAUUAAAGCUUCGCAUAGAAAAAAAAAAAAAACUAUUUGCGCACAUUAUAUUUCUUUAAAAAAAAAAGUCACAUUUGAUGUGUUUUCCUGACGCUGUGCGCGGGGCCAGCCUCGCUGUUCGGGGUGUGUUUCGCCUUCAUUUCAUCGUGCACUUGUAACGUUUGUAGCUCGGUAGACUUUUUUUUUUUUUGCACAUGUGCACGGCGAAACCGAGCUGCACGUAGAAGUGGAGCCUGAUGAAGUUAUUCUGCAACAGGUUUGAAAAGUCAGGACAGCCACUGGACCAAUCGACUGCAACAGCGAUGCCUUCCAACAAAUACUCUGCUGCUAUCAUGGAGGAGAGCAACAACAUGAACGCCACUGCGCCGCUGAACGGAGACACACCUCCAGCUGUGGGCCUAUCAGAGAACGACAGUGGCGUGGAGCUGACCAAUGAGAACAGCCCUCUGACCGCGGCCGAACCGCCCUCACCCUUCAGCCCCAAGCAGAACGGAGACGCUGCCUCACCUCAAGAUGGUAACCAGUGUUCGGGGGGAAGCAGGAAGAGAGGCAGGAAGAAGUCAGAGGAGGAAGAAAGUACCUGGGACUCCUACAGCGAGGACAAGUCUUCAGGAGCGUCUCAGUUGGGUUUGAGACAGACACCUCGACCCAGAACCAUCUUCCAGGCCGGUCUGACGGCGCGCACACGCAACAAACCUCGCAGACAGAACCGCAAACAGGAGCACAGCAUGUUACUGUUUGGCGGCGGUCCUCGGGCGGCUGUGGUUGUGUCUGGCGGGGUCCCUGAGGCCCCCCGUCUGGAGCUGAUGGAACAAGACUCCAAGGACUCGGCCCAGAGCACCAGCACCUCAUCCAGCUCCGAAAUCCAGCCAGAGUACAAUGACAACAAGGGUUUUGGCAUCGGCGAGCUGGUGUGGGGGAAGAUCAAAGGCUUUUCCUGGUGGCCCGGCAUCGUGGUGACGUGGCGCGCCACCGGCAAACGGCAGGCCAGCCACGGCAUGAGGUGGCUGCAGUGGUUUGGAGACGGCAAGUUCUCUGAGGUUUCAGCAGACAAACUGGACUCCAUCACUGCCUUCCCCAAGUUCUUCAGCCAGGCUUCCUACACCAAGCUGGCCUCCUACCGUAGGGCUAUCUUCCAAGCGCUGGAGAUGUCCAGUUUCCGGGCGGAGAAGACGUUUUCUCCCUGCGAGUCGGACAGUCCAGAAGACCAGAUCAAACCCAUGCUUGACUGGGCCAACGGCGGAUUCCUGCCCAAAGGAGAGGAGGGACUCAAACCUACACGCACCGCCGAAAGUAACCCUCUGGACCACCAGGUCCUCGAUGUUUCUCUGCCAGAGUAUUUCCCCAGCGCCAAGCGGCCCAGAGUCAGCCUCUGUAAAAACAAGGCCGCCCCUGAGGAGUCCUACAGCAGAGAACAAAUGGUGAAUGAAGUUCUGAAGAAUAAAAGAAGUAUAGAAGAGUUCUGUCUCUCUUGUGGAAAGAUGAGAGUAGCAACCUUCCACCCACUGUUUGAAGGAGGCCUGUGCCAAACAUGCAAGGACGUGUACCUGGAGAUGUCCUACAUGUACGAUGACGACGGUUACCAGUCCUACUGCACCGUUUGCUGCGGAGGUCGAGAGGUUCUGCUCUGCGGCAACGCCAACUGCUGCAGGUGUUUCUGCGUGGACUGUCUGGACAUCCUGGUCGAUCCCGGAGCGUCUAACAACGCUCGGUAUCUGGACCCGUGGCGAUGCUACAUGUGCCAGCCGCUGCUGCAGUACGGCGUCCUGAAACAACGGCACGACUGGAGCCUCAAGCUGCAGGAGUUCUUCGCCAACGACAACGGACAGGAGUUUGAGAAACCAAAGAUUUACCCAGCAGUCCCUGCAGAGCAGAGACGACCAAUCAGAGUCCUCUCCCUGUUUGACGGCAUUGCCACUGGCUACCUGGUUCUAAGGGACCUGGGUUUUAAGGUGGACCAGUACGUGGCGUCAGAGGUGUGUGAGGACUCCAUCUCAGUGGGCGUUGUCAGACAUGAAGGAAAGAUCCAGUACGUCCACGAUGUCAGGGACAUCUCAAAGAAAAACCUUCUGGAGUGGGGUCCAUUUGACCUGGUGAUUGGAGGAAGUCCCUGCAACGACCUGUCAAUCGUCAACCCUGCGAGGAAGGGCCUCUAUGAAGGCACAGGGAGGCUGUUCUUUGAGUUUUACCGUCUGCUCAGCGAGGCCAAGCCCAAAGAAGGAGAGGACCGGCCGUUCUUCUGGAUGUUCGAGAACGUGGUCGCCAUGGGCGUCAAUGACAAGAGGGACAUCUCACGCUUCCUGGAGUGUAACCCUGUGAUGAUUGACGCUAUCGAGGUCUCUGCUGCUCACCGUGCCCGGUACUUCUGGGGAAACCUGCCGGGCAUGAACAGUCCUCUCUGUUUCAGGCCUCUGUGUGCCUCUGGGAUGGACAAGCUGCAGCUGCAGGACUGUCUGGACCACGGCCGAGUUGCAAAGUUUGGGAAGGUGCGCACCAUCACUACCCGCUCCAACUCCAUCAAACAAGGGAAGGAUCAACACUUCCCUGUCCUGAUGAAUGGGAAGGAGGACAUACUGUGGUGCACUGAGCUGGAGAGGAUCUUCGGCUUUCCUGUCCACUACACAGACGUGUCCAACAUGGGUCGCGGUGCCAGACAGAAACUCCUGGGCCGGUCCUGGAGCGUCCCCGUCAUCAGGCAUCUGUUCGCACCACUGAAAGACUACUUCGCCUGUGAAUAGGCACCACCCACCACCAGCAAACAGACGCCACUCGUGAAUAAACACCAGCUUUUCUAUCGUGAUGCUGGCUCUUCGUAAAGAGCUGGAGGUUUUCUCCGCUCUGUCGGCCACUUUGGCAGGCAAGCAGCCAGUUUCAGCAAAAAAUCACUGUAGCUGGGAAAUAGUGAAAGUAGCUGUUCGUCUGUGACCAGGAUCCUGGUGAUAAUGCACUGCAGCCUUAAACACACAUAACACACACUAACACAGAGAUACGCAUACAGCAUAGGUGAGCACCUCUGGCUGUGAUUUAUCACUACCCCAUAGUGUCAGAAAGAGAGGGAGGGUCAAAGGUCAGGUGUCUGAUUCGCGAAAGUGCAGUGAAAGUUGACGACACCUGACCCUUGUGCUUUGUUUAUUAACAUUAGGCCUCUACAGUGAUUUUAAUAGGAUAUUUUUUUCUUUUAAAAUGCCCUUGGAAGGCAUUGUUUUUAAGCUGACAACACUUAGGAGUUGUAGAAAAUAGAGAACGGCGCGGCACCAACGGCAGGCUACAACUUUUUAAGCGGCUCCGUAUCAGACUUUUUUUUAAAAAGAAGUGUAAUCGCUCAUCCCUCCGUUUGGCUGACGAUUAAACGAGCAGGGUGCUGAUACAGGCCGUUAAUGUAAAGAAAAACACUUUAAAGCUCACGUGAACCAAAGUCACAAGACGGACGGUUGAAGUCCUGCUCCCUGAUUGGGUAACCCGCUGUUCCACCAGCCUCGGCCUGAAUGUAUUUUCUCAAAAAAAGGGUUUGUCCAUCAGUCUGUCUAGAAAAGCCGCGACAUGAUACUGGAGUUUUCUAACAUAACAGACAUCUACACCUGUACUGGACGAUAAAAGGUGAGCGUCUGUUCAUUUCAAACAAGAUAAAAUGCAUGAUUCUUUUGUUAGCAUUCGACAGCAACAUAUCCCAUGAGUCUUAGCCACACGGGUGCGGUGAAAGCCUUGUGGGAGCUGUAGUUGUUCAAUGACAAUAAUAACAAAAUAAUCAGUAUUUUAUCUGCCUAUUUAGAUUCGAAUAUGGGAAGAAAACCUUUUGAGUUUUUCAAAAGACCAAUGAAAGGAAAAUACAUUCAGCAAUGGAAGCUAGUGGACCACGAGCUAACCUGGAAAUGAAGCAGGAUUUUGGCUUUAUAUUUAGAAGAGUUCAUAUUCAUAGUUUUUUGUUGUUGUUUGUUGUAAGAAAAACAAUAAUUUUACUUUUUGUCUUUUGCUUUGAGAUGAGUUCAUAUGGACAAAAUAGCUUCCUUAAAAAAACGAAAAAAAAAAACUGUUAUUAUAGAUGAUAUAAAAAUGUUUUUGUAUAGAUAGUGUGAAACUUUUUGAGUUAUCCUGUUAUAAUGUCACAGCGACAUCUCCCUGAUAGCUACAUACAAAUACUUGAAACAAGCCAAUGCAAAAACAGAGAUAUGGAGAAUGGGUUUUUGUCUUUUGCCAACCAUUCCAGACAGCUAAGAGUUAAUGAGUGAUGGCAUUUAUCCUACUGUAGAUGUUUAGAUUUUAUCUUAAAAAUAAAACUGUUUUAGUUUACUGUAAUGGCUUGAUGCCAGUGUCUCCACGUGUGGGUGAUCCUGGUUGAAAGUAGUGCAUCUGAAGCCAGGAAAGAGUGAGCGUCACUGUGUGUAAAUGUGGUUUUGCAGCUGUUUCUGUUCAAACAAACAAAAAAUGGUGGGAAACACUGGUGAACACGCAGUCUUUUUUUUUUUUUUUUUUUUUUGUAAACUAGCACUGACUACUUUUUGUUUAAAGGAGUUUUUUUUUUUUUUUUAGUUUCCAAAAAAACCUGACAAGAGGACUGCCGUGAAAAUCAUCUCUGUGAUGCUGGUUGAUACUGUGCUUAGUUUCGUGUGGUGCACAUGCUUUGGUACGCAGUAUGUAUAAAUACAGUAACUCUAAGUAAUUGUGAAAGUGAAAAAAACAAGAAUCUGAACGCGGCGCGUAUUCAUCGCCAAAAGAUCACCGAGUUAUUGCGACAAUGUAGACUUUUAAUACUCCUUAAUAAUGAUAAAGGUUGUUUACAGUCUACAGGUCUGUGCCAUUUCUGAAUUGUCAAUAAAUCAGAUAGCAGAAGGUCAUACUGUAUAAGUGUUAGCAUGUUCACCAGACAGAAGUAUUUACUGGACGGUUUAUUUUGGUACCAGUUCUCUUGAUGUGACCAAACUCGCAAAAACUCGCCGUAGUCCUUUGAAAUAUCUUUGUUUUGUUUUGACAACUGGAAGAUUUUUUAAAAUGCUGUUGCUGUCACCAAAUCAUACUAAAUGGGCAUUACCUCAGACAAAGGGGCAACUGUACAUCACUCCUCCUAUAGGAUCUCUGUUCUGUGAAAAUAUACUGUAGCUUUCUGCUCCCAUAUGCCCUCUAUAUAUAGAUAUAUCUAUCUAUAUCUAUAUAUAGAUAGAUAUAGAUAUAUAUAGCUUGUAUUUUAUCACUGGAACUUUUUUUACACAAUGUUUUGCGUACUGUAUUGAUAGAAAGGUUUACAAGUGUUUUAACUCUCUUGUUUGAACAAGAACUACAUUUUUUUUUUUUACACAAAAUGCACAAGCCUUCUUAAAGAAGUCUUUUUCUGUCAAGUUUAAAUGACCAGUUCAUUUAGAAAUGUAAGACUCCUCUGUGGUGCUCAAAGAGCCCCUUAAAGUGCCAGGAACCUCUUUUAGUUUUCAAGUCCUUUUUAAAAACCAAAAAGUAAUUGUUUACAUGCUUCAUUAAUACUGCUAAACUUGUUGAAUGUUUUGCUUUAAAACAGUACGCAAAAAUUCUUAGUUUUUCUUUCCUUUUUGUAACUGCUCUUUUAAAACUCUUUACAUUGAGAACACAUACGAUAUAUAUUAACACAGUAUAAAGCUUGCUUGAGAUUUGUAGCACGAUAUAGAGCAUAUUAAUCAAUAGCUUUUAGUAUCUUUUGUUAUUUAGAUGUAAACCAUUUGAGUGUGUAUUUGUAGGCUUGAGUGUGAAUGAUAUCUGAGGACAGAUUUUUUUUUAAUUAGUAUAACCUUUUUAUGCUGUAUCUUUUAUCAGAAUCACAUUUUAGGAUUUGUUUUUCUUUCGCUUUUUUGUGCCUUUUUAUGAAUCCACACUGCAAAAGCAAUACAAAAGGACAGAUUCUGUGCUAUUUUUAUACUUCAUUUGAUGUAUUUUUUAUGUUUGAGUACUUCCUAUAGCAAUCUAUAUAUAAUUUUUACUCAAUAAAAUGCAGCUUGGCUGCUAAAAACCA